AUGCUUCGCCGCAGCAUCUUCGCCUUCCGCAAGCCCUUCAUAUCUCGCUCUCUCAUCUCGCCCUUUUCAUCAUCUACUUCCAACAUGAGCUCACCUAAAGACGAUUCAUCCCCUUCAACAGAGCCUUCAUCUCGCAAUGCUCUCCCUGCUCCCGGUUCAAAUACUGAAAACGUCACAACCCUCGACGUCAGCGGCUCAGGCACAACCGUCAAACUAGACGCCCUCGGCCCCAUGGUCGUCAACGUCGACGGCACAAUGUCCCGCAUCUCCAACUGGGAUAAGAUGGCAGACAUCGAAAAGGAAAACACCCUUCGCAUCAUCGGCAAGCGGAACCAGCAACGCUUGGCAGCCCUGCGAAAGGCCCGUGGCAUCAGUGAAGGGAGCAAUGACAGCAUAGGCGCUAGUGGCAAUCACGACACUUCAGGCAAACAAUAG
Trichoderma breve is the source of this 435-nucleotide messenger RNA. RefSeq lists its product as uncharacterized. Lineage: Eukaryota; Fungi; Ascomycota; Sordariomycetes; Hypocreales; Hypocreaceae. The coding region runs from base 1 to 435 and encodes 144 amino acids. The record is from RefSeq and is a predicted model, not a curated record. The transcript has a single exon.